This is a messenger RNA of Pollicipes pollicipes, 1430 nucleotides long. RefSeq lists its product as uncharacterized. The coding region runs from base 107 to 880 and encodes 257 amino acids. The transcript has 5 exons. The record is from RefSeq and is a predicted model, not a curated record. NCBI's taxonomy places the organism in Eukaryota, Metazoa, Arthropoda, Thecostraca, Pollicipedomorpha, Pollicipedidae.
CGCCGCCUCCGCAGCGGGCCCCGAGCAGCAGCCCGGCCAGGACGGUGUCGAGGAGCUGGCGUCGCUAGAACAGCUGGACCAGGACUGCUUCAUCGUGCCGUUUGACAUGGUGGACAGGUUCCUGCCCACCGGACAUAAGCUGCCGCCCACGUCACCCGCGCGAGGGCAGAGGGUGAACGUGCGAGAGACGCACAACCCCGGCCUGGCAGUCAUCAUCCACGUGCUGGGUCACCUGGUGCCCCUGGUGCCCCGCGCGCUGGACCCGGUUCCGCCGCGCCACGUCCAGCUGGGCGCCUGCGCCAGCCUGCUGCGCCAGGUGGCGCAGACGGGCAGCACUCGCGACGCCCUGCUGCUCAGCAACUUGGAGCGCACAGAGCAGUUCCCGUUCCUGUUGUACUACACGGUGGACAAGCAGCGUGGUAACGCGCCCGACACGUACUCGGCGAUCGUGCGCACCAUGCAGGAGACGUUCUGCCGGCUGGAGGCCAGCUACGUGGCCGAUCACACCAUCCGGCUGUACGACGAGGUGGCGACCAUCGCCCGGCCGCCGCUCACGGACCAGCGGCGGCCGACCAGCGCCCAGACGGGAUACAUCGUCUCCAUAUUCCGGGUGAUGGAGGGAGACGACCGACGCAGCUUCGAGCGGGACUGGCUCAGCUGGACGGGGGCACGCCUGCUGUACCGCAGCAUUCCGGCCAGCGCCGGCCUCCGGCGCAUGGUGCUACACAAGGCGUGCGGAGAUGGGGACAUCUAUUAUGUGCUCACCUGCGAGUGCAGCUCCCUCUUGGACAACGUGGUGGCGUCGGCGCGAGCGCUGCCCGCCCUCCGGGCCCGGCUGGUCGGUUAUACCGGUAUCUACAAGCUCAUGGCCGUCUCCUGAUGCCAGCGGCGCGACCGUGGCAGUCUCCUGAUGAUAGCCGCGCGGCCACGGAGUCUCCUUAUGUCAGCUGCGCGACCGUGGCGUCCCUGAUGCCAGCCGCGCGGCCAUGGAGCCUCCUUAUGUCAGCUGCGCAGCCACGGAUUCUCCUGAUGUCAGCGGUACGGCCACGGAGUCUCCUGUCAACGGCACGACCGCGGAGCGAUGUGACCGUGGCGUUUCGUGGUGUCAGCGGUGUGACCGUGGCAUUUCGUCAUGUCAGGCGGUGCGACCGUGAUGUUUCGUAAAGCGUGCCGUGAGCGUGUGGUCCCCUGAACCAGACGUGUGCACUGCUCGUGAUAUCGGAUGUGUUCGGAGCGACGCUGCGUGGCGUCAAACCAAGUCUUUCCCAUGACAUGGGCUGGUGCGAGCGACUGUUCGAAGCCAGCUCAACGCAGAAUAAUUACAGCGCGCUUCGUACUCGUCGUAGACCGUACUUGUGAUCAAGCCCGGUGCAACAACUUCGAAGCGAUGACCUUUAUUUUGUGUGAAAGGGAAAAGGACUGAAUAUGAA